Molecule: messenger RNA, 1038 nt
Organism: Penicillium cataractarum
Lineage: Eukaryota; Fungi; Ascomycota; Eurotiomycetes; Eurotiales; Aspergillaceae
Product: HMG-box domain-containing protein
Exons: 3
Coding region: 1-1038 (345 amino acids)
Biological process (GO): anatomical structure morphogenesis; cell differentiation; negative regulation of transcription by RNA polymerase II
Molecular function (GO): DNA-binding transcription factor activity, RNA polymerase II-specific; RNA polymerase II cis-regulatory region sequence-specific DNA binding
Source: RefSeq, a predicted model, not a curated record
AUGGCAAGCCCGCCAGAAAGCCCGCCAGGCCUGGAACGCAUAGCAGGCAUGAAAAGCAUGGAAGAAAUUCUCGCCUCGCUUGGAGGGAACUUCCUUGCCAAUCUGUCCCCUAAGCAGAAGGCACUUGAGCUUACUUGGCUGCAUGGCCUCCUGAACCUCGGUAAUACCAACAACGAGAUCAUUAUUCCUGAGAAUAUUGUCAGGCUGUGGGGAGAGGAUUUUCUUCACAGUCUCGCCGGCCGCCUUGAAAGCGAGCUCAAGAAGGAGGCCUGCAUCAUCAUAGAUCAAACGAUUGACGCUUACCGAAUUGGCAUUUGCGAUUCUUACCCCAAAAAGCUUCCUCGGUCUGCCUUUGUUUACGAAGAUAAGAACGGCAACGACAGGAUGGGCAACGACAAGAAGAUCAAUCGAGAGAUCCGUGCGGCAAUUGAAGAAGGAGUUAACGUUCCGCUUGCCUCCCCUCGUGUCCCCCGCCCCCCAAACUCCUUCAUUCUCUACCGCCAACACCAUCACCAUGCAGUUACUGCUGAAAACCCUGGUAUUCCGAACACUGAAAUUUCUCGCAUCAUUGCUCGAAUGUGGCACCGUGAGCCUCUUGCAGUCCGGGCCCGCUUCAGGGCGCUUGCCGAUGAAAAGAAACGACUCCAUUCCGAGGCGCAUCCCGACUACCAGUACACUCCACGACGUCCAGGCGACAAAUUCAGCCGCCGGCGUGGCAGACUUCACACCAGCUCCGUCCCUUUCUUCAACCAGACGGCUGCUGGCCAAGUUCGAGUCAAAAAUGCCGACGAGAACAACAGCGGCUGGAUUGAUGUGGACGGUGACUGCAUUGACAUCCUCGAUGAGCUGGGUCUGAUGUACGGUCCAAAUGCCUUGACUCCACUCCCGAAUCUCGACACCUCUGCCUUCAAUGCUAUGGUUAACAUGCAAAUGGAUCAACGCGUUGCUUUGCAGACUGUCCGCUAUCAUGAACUGGAGGGCGAUGAGUUCGACUCGGACUUCCCAAUGCACACCAUGCUCUCUCUUCCAGGCGCUUAG